Coccidioides immitis RS is the source of this 2893-nucleotide messenger RNA. RefSeq lists its product as uncharacterized. The coding region runs from base 164 to 2788 and encodes 874 amino acids. The transcript has 5 exons. The record is from RefSeq and is a predicted model, not a curated record. Gene Ontology annotation, cellular component: fungal-type vacuole membrane. Lineage: Eukaryota; Fungi; Ascomycota; Eurotiomycetes; Onygenales; Onygenaceae.
CUCGGACCUUGCAUGAGGAGCGUCCUCAUCCACCGGUCUCGCAUCAAUGUCUAUCAUUUUGAGCAAAUACCCUCAUUCAUUCACUUACUCUUCUUAGGAUGUCUUCGCUCACUGACCUCAAUGAGAACACUCCAGUUUUCUGAACAGUCAGCAGCAGGACGCGAUGGCCGGUGCCGGUGACGAAAGCGCACCGCUGCUGGCUCGAUCUGCAUCUCCCUCCCUCUCUCGUCAUUCUAGCUACUCCAAAAAGAAAUCUACAUCGGAUCGGAAUGGGGUGGCAUCCGAAACAACCCCUCUUCUCUCGGGAGAGCAUCAACGAUCUUCUCGGGAUGAAGAUCACCGCUCCAUUGCAUCCUCCGCUAGGUCUGGCCAAGCGGUACCAGGUCAGCAAGUAGAUAAAAAGGCUCGCAGGGUGAGAUGGCCGAUUGUGAUUUCCUUGGCCAGCCUGUGCCUAGCAGUUAUUGCUAUCUUAGUCCUCGGCUUUGCUGCGCCCGCGACCGUUGAGGAGUAUGCAAAGGAGGCCGCCAUUGUUGAGCCUGUCGGAAUAUCAAUUGCCGCGUUCACAUCGUCUGGCGUCCGAACUAGAAUCCAAGCUUCGUUCUCUCUCGACUCCUCCCGAGUGAAGAAACCAAUUGUGCGGAAUAUAGGCCGUUUGACAACCUGGUUUGGGAAAGAAGUGGAAAGCGGGGAGUCCGAUAUUCAGGUCUACCUGCCUGAAUACGGGAAUAUUUUGCUGGGAACAGCUACUAUCCCGCCUAUCAAGGUUAACAUUCAAGAUGGGCAUAAGAACAGUAUUGAUUUUUUGGCUGACCUAAAAGCUGGAGAUGUCGAUGGAAUUCGUGGAGUUGCCAACGAUUGGCUUGAAGGGCGCCUUGGCCAUUUGCGGAUAAAGGGCGUGGCCUCAGUGCCGCUUCGCUCAGGGUUACUUCAGCUGGGUUUCCAGCACAUUUCGGAGACUUUCGUUCUUCAAGACCAAGACCUCCCAAAUUUCCCUGACUUUAACAUCACGAAGCUGAAUGUUCACGAGUUUCAAUUGCCGGGGGAGCGUAGGGCUGUAGCUGCUGAUAUAUCCCUUCACAUUCAGAAUGUAUACGCCGUUGAAGCUACCGUCCCCGCCCUCACGUUUGAAAUUAUGGUGCCAAAUUGUGCUCCUGGCGAUGAGUACAUUCGAAUAGGAAAUGCCACCAGUGAUACUAUUGAAAUCGAGCCCAAAAGACCUGUCCUUGCGUCAGUUACUGGAUUUAUUUAUGAGGUUCCGGAUGCAUUGAUAACAAUAUGUCCCGGCAAGACCUCUUCCCCUCUGGAUCUUCUCGUCCAAAGUUAUAUCAAAGGUCGCGAGACUUUCGUCUAUGUCCGUGGGGGAUCACUCACUUCUCCUACACUUCCGGACUGGCUAGAGGCCAUAUUACAGAGUGUCAUCGUUCCAGUUUCUAUUCCCAGCAAAGGGCUCUCAAAUCUCAUCAAACGGUUUUCCAUGUCUCAUGUACAUUUUUUUCUUCCUGAGCCUUCUGCGAAACCAGAUGCUCCCGAAGCACAGCCAAGAGUAUCGGCUCUUGUCCAGGCGCUUGUUGACCUCCCUCAGGAAAUGAACGUGCCUGUGAACGUUUCACGUGUUCGGACGGUCGCAGAUGUUUACUACCAUAGCAAGAAACUCGGUUAUAUCGAUCUGCAGAAAUGGCAAAAUGCGACUGUUCGUCACAUAAAAGAUGAACUGGACAACUCCCCAGCUUUACUGGUAGAAUUCGACAUAGAAAAAGCACCAUUGCGAAUUGUGGAUGAAGCUGUAUUCGCCGAUGUUAUUAAAAAGGUGAUUCUAGCUGGCGAAACGGUCUCCUUACAGGUCAAAGCCAAUGUGGCUGCCGAGCUGGAUACGGCCUUGGGGAAGUUCGUAAUUCGAGACAUACCAGCCAGCGGGGAUAUCACUGUGAAGGCUCCCCUGACAGGGGGCUUGGGCAACGUCAAUCCCAAAAUUGAUUCCAUCAAAAUAUCCCAUACGACCGAGUCUACUAUCUCCCUUCAAGCAGUUGUAAAUUUUACCAACCCGACAAAUUAUUCUGCAGACAUACCUUUCAUCGACAUGAAGCUAGCCUAUAAUGGUUCGAGCGUUGCCCAUAUAAUGGGAGAGAAUCUUUCCAUAUUCCCCGGUCACAACUCUUUUGUCAAAGUGCAGGGAUUAUGGAACCCCGCUGAUGGAAACGGACAGCAAGGAGUAAUUUCUGGUCGAGACCUAAUCUCUCGCUAUAUAUCGGGGUUAAAUACCACUGUCACUAUUUCACCGCAUAACGGUUCCAUUCCAUUCUUACCAGAACUCGGGAAGGCAUUAUCGACGCUCGGGAUUGAAAUUCCAGUACCAAAACUUCGACUUCCUGACCAAAAUGGCGAUGGUGAUGAUGACGGAGAUAACCCCGACGGUGGCGAUGGGCCACACUUUAUUAAAGAUGCCACGAUGCAUCUAUGGACUUCGACGGCUGAAUUUACAUUGCUAUCUCCCCUUACGGAAACAACGCUCUUUAUUACGUCUGUUCACGCCACAGCGCUAUAUAACAGUACUUCUCCGGUCGGCAGGAUUCAGUAUAACUCCCCUUUCCCGGUCCCUCCAGGAGUUUCCAUAACACCACGGCUUCCUGUGGAGUUAGACUUUGGAGGAGCAGGAUAUGAAGCUCUUAAAAAGGCACUUGGUGGAAGCUUAGAGAUAGACGCUGUUGCGGACAUUGGUGUCAAAUUAGGGGAAUAUAUGGACACGAUAUCUUACUGGGGAAAAGGCAUCGGUGCAAAAGUACGACUAUAACCAAAUUGAUGACAGAUUCCAGAAAAUGUGAAACUCCGACUAGUGGAGCGAAAUACGAUGACGACAUGGAGAUACACGGUUUGCUUUUUGGGCGUGUGCAUUGGA